AUGGUACUUUUCAAGUUUUCCAAUAGAUUCUCCAUCCUUCCCGUGAAGCACAUCCACGACGACGAAGACGAGCAGGAUUCGACUAUCGAGUCCCCAUCCCCAGUUUUAUCGUCAUCGAAACGCACCUUGAGAAAUACUCCUUCCUACCAUUCUCGAUCCAAGCCAUCCCGCGCCAAACUACCACCAUUUCUAAGAAUCCCCUGCGAAUUGCGAUGGAUGAUUUUCGACGCCCUCGUAGCGUCCAUUACCGAAAUCGAAAUCAGUCCAUCGUUUAUCGAUACUUUCCACGCUCUCCGUCUCAGCACCAAAGGUCUUCGAGACGAGGUUAUAGGAUGGCAGAGAAAGAGACCCGAUGUUAUGAAUAUUUUCCCCUAUGGCUGUUUUAUCCCCCACCACACCACCUUCGUUUUGAAAAUCGAUCACCGCUGGAAAAAGGUCGUCAAGCACAAGACGGUUUCCGGAUCCCACGUGACGUUUAAGAGCGGUCCUAGAUGUAGAAAGCAAGAUGCAGUUCUUCCCCAAGAAACAAAAGCCAUCAAAUACAUGACGCGGGAACAAGCAUGGUACAGUUUCUGUCGCGCAGUAACCACAACCCACAUGUCCAAAAUCCAUCUCAAAUUCGAGAUCUCCCUCCCCGAAGAAUUGGAACCCAGCAGUCAGGAUAGCGGACUAGGCCCCAUUCCGCGCGAAGAACUAUUCGACGCGCUCGCGACGUCGCGAUAUCAGGAAGGCGCAUGGGCAUCCCAACACUUAUAUCUCCGCGGGACACUCGACCAACUGGCCAGUAUGUACCGAACGGAUACGCUUGCGCAAAUAGGGGACAUGGUGCAAAUUGUGCAGAAAACUGCAUUUGACGCGGAAACAUGGACGAUGUUUCGUGAUAAUCGGUGGGAGGUGCAUGAGUAUGAUACGCUCUCGUAUCCGUUCGAUGUGACGUAUUGGGAGGAUGAGAAGUCUACGAUAGAUGAGGAGGGGAGAGAGGGAAAGGUGGUGUAUGAGUAUGGGGGGAGAGUCAUGGAGGCGGUGAUUGAAUGUGCGCAGGAUAUGCGCAGGGGUCCGUCGUUUGUGGUGCAGUCUUCGGUUCCGCCUCCGGUGAAUGAGGAGCAUGCUUUUGUUUUUUCCAGGGGCUGGUUGCAGGGGACGAUGACUUGUGCGUGA
Molecule: messenger RNA, 1158 nt
Organism: Botrytis byssoidea
Lineage: Eukaryota; Fungi; Ascomycota; Leotiomycetes; Helotiales; Sclerotiniaceae
Exons: 2
Coding region: 1-1158 (385 amino acids)
Source: RefSeq, a predicted model, not a curated record